AUGCACGGAGUAAAACGCCAGACUCAGCAGGCCAUCGUAGAUCGCAAACAACGCGAGAAAUCCAAGAUCGAGGGCUUGCUGAAGCUGACUGAUGCUGUUCUCGAUCGUAAGAAGGGGAAGGAUUGGAGUGCAGAAGCGUUCGAUGCCACGACACAGCUUCUGACCGUAAAUCCCGAAUUCUACACUAUCUGGAACUACAGACGGAACAUCCUGCUGAAUGGAUUGUUUCGCGAAAGCACCCCUGAGGAUAUUAAUGAACUACUGUCUGGGGAACUCGCGCUGACGAUGAAAUUCCUGCAAUCUCACCCCAAAGUCUACUGGAUAUGGAACCAUCGCCAGUGGUGCCUCCAGAACGUCCCCCAAGGCCCUGGUAGCGACUUGGAUGGGUGGAGGAAGAAGUACUGGGCCUUCGAGCUUCAGGCCGUCGAGAAGAUGCUGAAUGCAGAUGCCCGAAACUUCCACGCGUGGAAUUACAGGCGUUACGUGCUAGCUAAUAUGUCCGUGCCUCGACCCGAGUCAUCUGAGCUCACAUACACGAUGAAGAAAAUAGAAUCGAAUUUCUCCAACUUCAGCGCGUGGCACCAACGUUCAAAGGUAUAUACGUCCCUAUGGCAUCAGGGAAAGCUAGACCCCAUCAAGUCAAAGGAGAAAGAAUUUGAACUUGUGCGGAACGCUAUGUACACGGACCCAGACGACCAGAGCAUAUGGAUGUAUCACCGCUGGCUGGUAGGCCUAGGGCACGAUAAGGAGCUCCUUGAGCGCGAAAUAGGGGUGAUCCAAGAGUUAUUGGAAGAGCAGCCAGAUAGCAAGUGGUGUAUGGAAUCAUUGGUACACUACAAGCGUCUGAUCCUAACCAACUAUCCUUCGGACCGUGACAAAGACUUGGUGGCCGACUGUGUGCGGCUGCUCGAUCAACUCAAGGACAUCGACUCUGCUAGGCGACAUCGAUACGAAGAGAUACACCGGGCUGUUGUAAACAUUAGCACUCAUCCAUAA
Molecule: messenger RNA, 996 nt
Organism: Pleurotus ostreatus (oyster mushroom)
Lineage: Eukaryota; Fungi; Basidiomycota; Agaricomycetes; Agaricales; Pleurotaceae
Gene: BET4
Product: Rab geranylgeranyltransferase
Exons: 8
Coding region: 1-996 (331 amino acids)
Biological process (GO): protein geranylgeranylation
Cellular component (GO): cytoplasm; Rab-protein geranylgeranyltransferase complex
Molecular function (GO): Rab geranylgeranyltransferase activity
Source: RefSeq, a predicted model, not a curated record